GAGCGGCUUGAUGCUGAUCUCGAAUCGAGGUUUGUCAUUUUGCUGCAGGCAGCGCUUGACUGUUUGGGAACAAUAUGCGAGAUGUUAACCUUCGCACAACUCCGGCCGUUGCUGCAGGAAAUAUUGCUUUACAUCAAGGUAACAUUCGAAGUUUGCCCCGAUGGAGGCACUAGUUUGCUUCAUCAACUUUUCAAAGUUGUUUUUGGCAAAAAUACAGCGAAUAUUAAUUUGGAUAUGUUGCAUUCUAUGAGGAUGAAGGAUCCGAUUCCGCCACUAAAUGAAGCUGAGAUGUUGUAUCUUCGCUGUGCGAAUGAGUUCACUCUGUUCUCUGCAUUCAUUGGUCGAAAAGAGUACAUUGACACCUUCAUACUCAGAAAUAUUGGAUGGCUGAAAAGCGAUAUGCUUUCGAAGGUGCAUAAUCCGCCUCCAAAUGAGAUAACGCCAGCACUGGAAUUGUUUGAAGGAUUCGUAACUGUGUUGCUGCAAGUCUACGGAGCUUUUCAGUCCAUUCCUUGCAAGCGCGCAAUUCUUGGAGUUAUGUGUGAAUUGCCUCGUGAUGGCAUUAUCUAUGCCAUGGCUGAUCCAAAGAAAGCAUUGUUCGAGGCUGUAACAACUCAGCUUUGCGAUCCAGGUAGUGGGAAUAAAGAGCUGCUAACAGAGAUCGCCUUGUAUCUGAUCGUGCUAGCAAGAACGACAGUAAUAAAGUAUGACCAAGUCUGCAGAGUUGCCGUCGAUCUUAUGGAGCGAGCAGUCAAGACCAAUGUCUGUGAAGGUGAAGAAUUCCGGAGCAAGUGCAGCUCAUAUCGUUUUGUUUGA
Messenger RNA from Cylicostephanus goldi, 816 nucleotides. The record is from the annotation of a GenBank genome assembly. Lineage: Eukaryota; Metazoa; Nematoda; Chromadorea; Rhabditida; Strongylidae.